AUGUCGGUACCGCAACCCGAGCCAGUCCAGGGUGUAGGAUCUCCAUUGCCAGCUCACACCAUGGACCCUAUCGAUGAGAAAUACCAGAGCCAGCACACGGAAUAUGAGGAGAAGGUUCAACCUAAAGUCGACUACUCUGGAGCUGCGGCUAAGACGAGCCCUGAAGAGAAGAAGCUUGUCAGGAAAUUAGACAUCUGGAUCAUGCCCAUGCUCUGGCUCAUGUACUGGCUCAACUACCUGGAUCGCAACGCCAUCACUCUCGCUCGUCUGAAUGGCUUCCAAAAGGACCUUGGACUCACUAGUUCACAAUACAGCACUGCUAUCUCUAUCCUUUUUGUUGGAUACAUCCUCGGACAGAUCCCCAGUAAUAUGAUCAUCACUCGGGUCAAACCUUCGUGGUACAUGGGUAUCUGCAUGAUGGGCUGGGCAGUCGUAAGCGGGCUCACUGCCGUCGUGCAUAAUUACACAGGUAUUGUACUUGUGCGCUUUUUCUUGGGUGUAGUCGAGGCGCCCUACUACCCAGGAGCGCUCUACCUCCUGAGCAUCUUUUACACGAGGAAGGAGAUUGCGACACGCAUCAGCAUUCUCUAUUCUGGCAACAUACUCGCGUCGUCCUUUGCCGGACUCAUUGCCCUUGGCGUCUUCAAACUCGAUAAUGUCCAUGGUAUCAGCGGAUGGCGUUGGCUGUUUAUAAUUCAAGGUGCCGCCACCUUUGUCAUCGCCGUAGCAGCCUGCUUUGUCCUCCCCGACGAGCCUCUAACUACAUGGUGGCUUAACCCCGAAGAACGCCAACUUGCGCACGCUCGGGUCGCAAGAGAUACUGUUGGCCACUCUGCCGAUAUCUCCAUGCUUGCCGGUCUCAAGGAAGCUAUCCGUGACCCCAAAGUGUGGGUAUUCGUCUACAUGCAACACCUACACAUCGCGACUAACGGCUUCAAAAACUUUAUGCCGACGAUUGUCAAUACGCUAGGCUUCUCGCAGGAAGUCACACUUGUGUUGACAUGCCCACCAUACCUGAUAGCAGGUGCAUUCUCCAUCGCAUGGGCGAUAUCAUCCGGCCAUUAUAACGAGCGCACUUGGCAUAUCACUAUCGCUAAAGGCGUGGCUAUCUUUGGGUUCGUGCUCGGCUGUGCGACUAUGAACGUAGGCGCAAGAUAUUUUGCCAUGUGCGUCUUCACAAUCGGCACGUAUGGCGUCAACAGUAUUAUCCUUGGGUGGGUAUCUUCAACAUGUGGGCAGACAAGGGAGAAGAAGUCUGCUGCUCUGGCUAUUGCCAACGUCGCGGCUACCCUCAGCUUGAUCUGGACUCCUUACAUCUGGCCAGAGUCUUCGGAGCCGCGGUUCGUAUUUCCGUUGUCCAUGAGUGCCGGUAUGGCGCUGAUGUGCGCGGCUGGCGCGUGGCUCAUGCGGUGGUGGCUGAUCCGGGAGAAUCGAAGGAUCAAGAGCUCCAACUCCGAGACUACGAUGUUCUACGCUUAUUAA
Molecule: messenger RNA, 1482 nt
Organism: Alternaria burnsii
Lineage: Eukaryota; Fungi; Ascomycota; Dothideomycetes; Pleosporales; Pleosporaceae
Product: mfs general substrate transporter
Exons: 7
Coding region: 1-1482 (493 amino acids)
Biological process (GO): transmembrane transport
Cellular component (GO): membrane
Molecular function (GO): transmembrane transporter activity
Source: RefSeq, a predicted model, not a curated record